This is a messenger RNA of Prorocentrum cordatum, 1461 nucleotides long. NCBI's taxonomy places the organism in Eukaryota, Dinophyceae, Prorocentrales, Prorocentraceae. The record is from the annotation of a GenBank genome assembly.
AUGACUGCGUCGACCCCGAAGGCCAAAAUGAUGGAGAGUAGCGCAGCCGAGAGCCCGCCCAAACCAGAGCCAGUCCCGAGGACACGUUACGGUGAGGAGAUCAACGGCGCUCUGACUGAGGCACUCACACCGCUGGUCGAUGACAAAGGCUGGCCCUUGCACGGGCACGCCCUGGCAUCGGAGAUGCUGGACCGCGGCAGGUUUGAGAAGUUGGGGGAGGUGCUGAGAGCGAUUCGCCAGGUGGCGCCGAACUUCUCGAUCGCCCUGCACGUGGUGGAGGAGGUCAUGGCCAACGUCGGCACGGCCAAGAAGGACGACAUCAAGUUGAGAGAGGUUGAGUCCUGGGCCAAAGGCGCGUCGCUGAGGCUCCGAACUCUCUUGCUUCACGCGGCUGGCCUCGCUCGCAAGGAGAAGCCGCCGAGCAGGGCUCCUGCGUGGUGGACCAACCUCAUGGCCAACGAGAGCAAGGUCCCAGAGCCGAAGAAGGCAGCGCUGCAGAAGAGCAACGUGGAGGACGAUACCAAGCCCGAUAAGGAGCCCAAGCCCGAGGAGGGAUCCGAGCCCGAGGAUGCGUUCACGUUCGGAUACGACGAGAGCAUCAAGCGCGCAUGGAGAUGCGAUGCAUUCGCGGAUCGAUUUCAGCCUGAGGUUUGCGACAGCAUGACCGUCAAGCCAGGCGAGACCUACGUCUGGGCGAAGUGGGCAGACGGAAUGGAGUACGAGGUGCUGGACUGCUUGGCGUCGACCUUUCUCGAGGAUGCUGGACAUGAGCCCUCGAAGACGCCGCGAGGGGGCAACAUCUUGUGGACGGGCAACGUGGACGGCCUCCAGGUGCAGGUCAAGUUUGUGAUGGAUAGGGGGAUCAAGCUGAUUCAGAUCAAGCAUAACUUGAAGCAGGUCACGCAGAUCUCCACGCGCGCAGUCGAGGAGGCGGAGGCGGUGGAGUUCAUGAAGGACAUCGCGAAGCGCUACUGCGAGGGGCGCCUCACCGCCCAAGACGCCGAGCAGCUGAAGAGGGAGAAGCUCAAGGAGCUGAAGAAACGCGAGGAGAAGGACGAGAAGGCGGCGGCACUGGCUGCGACCAGCGCAGCUUCGUCCGUCGAGGCGCAGCCUGCGGAGACGGCGGAGAAGGGCGCACCCAUGGAGGGAGUGGAGAACCUGACGAUCGUCGAGAAGAAGCCCGAGGAGAAGCCCCAUGAGGGCAAGGAGGAGCCUCAGCCGCUGGAGAACCCCCAGGAAGCAAAGGAGGGGCCACCGGAGGAGACGGGCGAGCCCACGAGCGAGGUCGUCGAACCCAUCGACGACGACUCCGCGGACGAUAGCCCCGAUGAUAUCCGAGAGAUCCCGCCUCCAUUGAUUGGCCCGUGGGAGAGUAUGACCACCUCGCUGAACACCAUGAUUGACGAGGUUGUUGAGUGCUCUGAUUUCUGGAACAAUGCGUUUGACGAUGAUGAUGCGUGA